Messenger RNA from Macroventuria anomochaeta, 1248 nucleotides. RefSeq lists its product as uncharacterized. Bases 1 to 1248 code for a protein of 415 amino acids. Gene Ontology annotation, biological process: positive regulation of transcription by RNA polymerase II. Lineage: Eukaryota; Fungi; Ascomycota; Dothideomycetes; Pleosporales; Didymellaceae. The transcript has 3 exons. Gene Ontology annotation, cellular component: nucleus. The record is from RefSeq and is a predicted model, not a curated record. Gene Ontology annotation, molecular function: zinc ion binding; sequence-specific DNA binding; DNA-binding transcription factor activity, RNA polymerase II-specific.
AUGCCAGCUGUAACAGACCGGAUACGGAGCUGUUGCGAUCAGUGUGCCCACUCCAAGAUCAAGUGCGACAGCAAGCGGCCAAUCUGCCUGAACUGCCGUCGCCGCGACCGCUCAUGCACAUAUAGCUAUGUUCGGCAGUCUGGCCGCCCACGUCGUAUCAGACCGGCUCAAGGCGAUGAGAUAGCUAACCAUGAAGCCCUUGAAAGGGUGGAGGAGGAUGGAAGACCCAUCAAAGCCGGCCAGUAUGGCGCUUCAUCGACCACUGCUGCACCAUCUUCGUCACCUGCUCUAGCAGUAGACCCAGCCCUUCCUAAUCCAGCGCAGACAGGCCUCUCCAUGGGUAUCGGCAAUACACUUCACCAUCAAACGCGUGAGGAUACCUUUAUGAGUAUCGAGCAAUCCCCGCCGACGGUUGACCAGAGCGCACCACUAUCGUCCCCAUCCACUGACAGCUCUCAACUCGAACAAGGGCUGCAGAACCUUCUUGACGAUUCUAAGAUAAGCAGCAUUGUCGAUGGUAUGAUGAAUUUACCACUACGAGACAGACGUCUCUCUUGCGUAACUGAAUCACACGACCAAUGUUUCCAUGCUACGGCAUAUGAUGCCUCUGACGAAGACCAGCUUUGUCGAUGUCCUACGAUACUGAAUAAACUCUAUCUCAUUGUCAUGGAUCCUAAACUAUCUCAACCAACCAGAGUACUUCCCUUCGACCUGAUCCUCUUUAUUGAACAGGCUUUGCAGGAUGCUGUUGAGCAGAUAAAGCACUGCAAAGCCUGUGGCAGCUCGACACUAUCUUCAGAGAACGGGAUUACACUUUGUGUUGUCGCGAAUUGGAUAGCCAACAGUAUCCAGAACGCGCUGGAAAGUGAGAUCGACAUGUCUAGGAAGCCGUCACAUUCUUUUUGGAGCAGCUCUGAGCGCCACACCAUAGAGAUGGGUGCGAUGAGGGAGCAGAAUCAUUGCAAUGCCACAAAGUCUAACGCAGUGCCACCAUCCUUGGAUGUUCGCAACACCUUGUGGAUCGGGAUGUGGCGCGCAUCCAGCGAGGCAUGGAAGCUGUUAGCUCUCAUCGCAAAGAGGAUGGUCCGGUGUCUGAUGGCUGCAGGGUAUUACCAUAUCAGCGUUCGAAGUGGUGGUGAUAUAGCAACCUCAGCAGGCGCUCGUUCACGGGUUUCCAAACAAGCAUACAUUAUUGGCAUCUUGUUCAAAGGCCGUAGAAUACAAUCCAUGGAGGUGAAUAGUGGCUAG